Messenger RNA from Ciona intestinalis (vase tunicate), 2040 nucleotides. Lineage: Eukaryota; Metazoa; Chordata; Ascidiacea; Phlebobranchia; Cionidae. The record is from RefSeq and is a predicted model, not a curated record.
ACUAACCAUCAAGUUUUAUUCUCUCUUCCAACUGAAGCGACACCGAAGUUUGAAUUAUGAAAACUAUUUGUCUCAUAAUGGGUUGUUUGUUGUUCUACGUUGAGGUCACAGUCGGAGUAGAAAUGGCAACAUGCGACGACGUGUACUUUGCUGAAGACUCGGGGAAAAUAAGCGGAACUGACACUCCAAACACAAUUGAUGUUAACAGAUGCAUGAAAGCUACUCACGACACGCAAAUAGAAUGCUCGUUCGACGUUUCCAAGUGUACAAAAGAUUGCUCGACACUUGGUUAUAAGACUGACGAAUUUGGCUGCGUUUUCAGCUGUGACUGCAACUCCAACGGUUUUAUUGAGGAAGACAUAAAAUACGACGAAAAAGACGUCGCACAAAUCAAAAACGCAUAUGAUAAAACCCCAAAAGGAGUUUCCGAGGCUGCGUCCAUUGGAAUUAAGUUAUGGAACGAAAAUGUGGUGAAUGGACGAACGAAAGUUCCUUACGUAAUUGAUAGUAACAUGUCGACCAAAGCAAGAACGGCAAUUAGUCAAGGGAUAGCUUCAUACACCGAGAAUACUUGUAUUGACUUCGUAGAGAGAACCGAUGAAGUGAAUUACAUUAUCUUUGUAUCUAAGGGAGGCUGCUGGUCAUACGUCGGUAGGCGAGGAGGGAAACAAGAAAUCUCGAUCGGUAUCGGCUGCGCGUGGAAAGGAAUAGUUCAACAUGAGCUUAUGCACGCACUUGGUUUCUGGCAUGAACAAUCUAGACCUGACCGUGACGAUCACAUCAGAAUAAUUGAAGAGAAUAUUAUUGCAGGAAAGGAACAUAACUUUAACAAAAGAAAUUCGAUAAAUUCUCUCGGAUCCAACUACGACAUUCAAUCCAUAAUGCAUUACGGUGGAUUUGCGUUUUCAAAGAACCGAGAAGCAACUAUUGUUGAACGAAAAACAAACCAGCCAGUUAAAUCUCAACGAGAAGGAUUCACGGAGGAAGACAAGAAGCAAUUAAAUCUUCUCUAUCGAUGUUCGUCUGUCGUGCCAGUUACAACCGCUAGACCAACAACUACAACUCAAGUCGCAGUUUCUUGGUUAAAUUGGGGAGCAUGGGGCACGUGUUCAGUGACAUGCGGGGUGGGGGUUUCUCGUCGCAGUAGACGAUGCUUAGAUGUGGCUGGUGUUGUAAGUACGGGGUGUGCGGGACAAGCCAUUUCUACCAAGUCAUGUGAACAAAGCAAAUGUACUUCUACUUCUUCGUGGGGUCAAUGGGGCUCAUGGGGUUCGUGUACCAGAUCAUGCGGAAGGGGUUUUCAAUGGAGAUACCGAGGUUGUGUAAACGGAGUCAGUGGUUCAGGUGGUUGUUUAGGUUCGGCUUGGAGCGGAAGGAUUUGCAACACUAACAAAUGUCCACCAAAGCCACGUCUCACGUUGUUCACGGUUAAUUCUGUGUCUACCUCUACUCGUUCAUUUUGUCGCUGGGGAAAUAUUUACACCGGAGAUUUUAACAACGAUGGUCGGUCGGAUUUACUCUGCUAUUACAGAAGUCACUGGAUGCAAAUAUCAUACGGGUUAACAAAAGCGGGAUAUUCGACAGUGGGUUGGGAAGGACCGACCAAGCUGUGCAAAUUCUUACCGAGUCUUACUGUUCCUGGCAAAGUGUUUGUUGGUGAUUUUAAUGGCGAUGGAAAAGACGAUUUGAUGUGCAGAGAUGAUACAAGCGGGAAAAUGAGAAUUCUGUUCGUUGGGAUUCGAGGUUUCAGCAACGAUGACGUGGAUUGGGAAGGUGAAAUUCCGAAUUUAUGUGGCUCAGCAGAUCAACUUUCUAUUGGAGAUGUAGACGGUGAUGGAGAUGCUGAUCUUGUGUGUCGAAAAGCAUCUGGACUUAUUUCAGUUUUGAACAACCAGUUUAAAUGAUCUUGUUGCAGGCUUUAUUUGCUUAUAGUGAUUUUGUUAUUGGAGAUAAUUUAAAUGGUGAUUUUGGUUGUUUUGUAAUUGUUUUUUUUUGUGAACGGACAUAGUAGGUGUGUGAAUAAACUUUAAAAAGGUAAAA